GGAUGCCAUUCGGGGCGAUGGGCACAGACUGUGAGAGCUGGCUGUAUGUAUAUUGUUCUGGGGCUGAAUGUGGUGGUACAAACAAGAGCAAGCGAGUUGGGGCCGCUUUGGACCGGCUGACGAUGAUGUCCUUACGAAAUACAGUGCCUGUCGAGUCAGGUUGGGGGCGGUAGCCGUGGGAGAUCAUUAGCGGGGAGGGGGCAUCCGUAGACAAUGGUGGUAAUAGAAGCAUUCGUGUGUGAUUGUGGUCGUGCGGUGCGAUGCCGUGUAUGCAUGUUGCGGCGGUGCAAAAAGACAGCCGGGGUCCCUGCCGGUUGUGCAGGCAAACUACUGUGUGAGAGCGGAGGUCGCAGAGUCGUGUGUCUCGUCAGUCCGGCAGGGGAGGGCAGCCAAUGGGUGCAUGCCAAAAUAACGGAAGCCGGGGCAGCGAGCCACCCCCGCCGGGUGCUAUUACUGGCCGUUCGAAUGGUUUCCUUAAGGCGUCGUCCGGAAGGGGGGACGGCAGGCGACCCUAAAGGGAGGGUGACAUUGCAUCUGUUCUUUGCCCUCCAUUUCCAUUAUGAGACACAGUCGUUGCGGACAUAUGAGAUCCACACACAACAACUUUACGCAUAUUGCCUCGGUUCUGGGAACCCACCGUCAAUCCAUCAUCCCUUGUCGAUACUUACCUCGCCCGGUUCUCGUAGGCAGGCAGGUAGCAUCGGGCGUUCAGCCUUAUGAAUCGAUAGGCGCCGUAGCUGUCGAAGCCCUAUGAAGGCGUGGAUGAUGGAUGCGGCAGGAUCCGUUCCAUCCGACCAUUGGACCAGGGCGUCGCACAUUAACGAGAGACGGUCGGCCAGCUGCAGAUGCGAGUGAGAUGCGACUCGAUAGGAGCGCUCGUUGUGCGACGGUGCAGGCGGCGACGUACAGAGAGGCGAGCAACCAGUUGAAUUCGAUCCGGUCCGUCUCGCUGGCACCGGAUUCGCUCGCCGGCCAUGAGCGAGCACUCGCGAGAGCCGGG
Colletotrichum navitas is the source of this 1000-nucleotide messenger RNA. RefSeq lists its product as uncharacterized. The coding region runs from base 214 to 720 and encodes 168 amino acids. NCBI's taxonomy places the organism in Eukaryota, Fungi, Ascomycota, Sordariomycetes, Glomerellales, Glomerellaceae. The record is from RefSeq and is a predicted model, not a curated record. The transcript has a single exon.